CAGUCCUCAGCUUUUUGUCUUCGUGCUAGAUGCAAGCACCGCUUAGAGGGAGAUGUCUAGGCUGUCAAGCAAAUGAUGGCAUUAAUCGAGAGCCGACUAUGUAUGGCAGGAGGCCCAGGUGCCUGUCGUGACCAACGGUACGCUCGACAAAGCGCGAGGCCCCACUAUUGUGCUGGUCACCAGCAAAGAGCAGGCUCCAGGCAGGCAGGCAGGCAGAAUGCCUGAAAUCCCAUAAAUUCGCCUGCGAGGCUACGUUGGCAGCACAGAGGCUGAGCCUUUUCGUCCCGCCCUUUCUGCUGGCAUGAUGGUGUCGACGCUUAUUGCUCUUUCCUCCCUGUUCGCGCUCGCCUUCGCGUCGCCUGUGGCGCGCAGAAUGAAGGUGCUCGAGUCGCGCGCGCUCCCGGCGGCUGGGUUCGUCCGCACGGGUCCUGCGGCCGCCAACACGACGUUGGAUCUGCGCAUCGCCCUCGUGCAGAGCAACACCGAUACGCUCAUCGAGGCGCUCUACAACGUGAGCACGCCUGGCCACCCGUCGUACGGGCAGCAUCUCAGCAAGGAAGAGGUUGAGCAAUUGGUCGCGCCGUCCACAGAGAGCAUCACAGCUGUCAACGCGUGGCUCCAGCAGGCUGGGGUCAACGCGACGACUAUGACACCCGCGGGCGACUGGCUCAGCAUCUCGGUUCCUGUCAGCAAAGCGAACUCGCUCUUCGACGCGGACUUCGCCGUCUAUACCCAUUCGGAGACAGGCCAGCAGGCAGUGCGAACGAUGGAGUAUUCAGUUCCGCACGCGCUCCAGGGCCAUGUCGAUUUCGUCCAUCCGACUGUCUCAUUUCCGAAUCCGAGCUCUGCGAAGUCAUUCGUUACAGCGCCGAGGCCACUAGGUCGCAGUGCCAACCUUACAGCUCGGGACACACCAUGCACGCCCCUCAGUGUGACACCCAAUUGUGUUCAGACUUUAUACAAUAUUCCGUCGACUAAGGCCACGCAGAGUUCGAACCAGCUCGGCGUGAGCGGUUUCCUCAACGAAUUUGUCAAUGAGAUCGAUCUUAAUACAUUCCUUGGAAAGUUCCGUCCAGACCUCGGGGACACAGGUUUCGCCGUGGCGUCCCUUGAUGGUGGUUCCGACUCAGAGCAGGAAGGCCAGGCAGGCCUCGAAGCAAGCCUCGACAUCCAGUACACUGUCGGCGUAGCCUCUGGCGUUCCAGUAACGUUCAUCUCUGUCGGCGAGAAGAAUCAGGACGGCCUAAGUGGUUUCCUGGACAUUGUCAACUUCUUGCUUAACGAGCCAAAUCCACCUCAAGUUUUGUCCACUAGUUAUGGUAAUAACGAGCCUCUGAUGCCGUUGUCUCUCGUAAAGAACCUUUGCAAUGCCUAUGCUCAGCUGGGCGCUCGUGGCACCUCUAUCCUUUUCGCCUCAGGCGAUGGCGGCGUUUCAGGAGAGGGACAGCAGAAUUGCACAUCCUUCGUACCCACCUUCCCUUCUGGCUGCCCCUUCCUAACUUCGGUCGGCGCCACCGCCCUGACGAGCCCAAGCACCGAGACCGGAGCACCAUUCUCCUCUGGCGGCUUCUCGGGCAUCUUCGCUGUACCGUCGUACCAGGCGUCCGUCGUGCAGUCGUACGUCUCCGGGCUUCCCAGCGAUAUCCAGAGCGAGUUCACCAGCGGGAUGAGAGGGUACCCGGACGUCGCAGCCAUCGGAACGAACGUCGAGAUCAUCCUUAACGGCAAAAACUUGACGGUCCUCGGGACGAGCUGCUCUACGCCGAUCUUCGCGAGCGUCGUCGCGCUUAUCAACGACGAGCUCGCCGCGGCGGGCAUGAGCCCGCUUGGAUUCCUCAACCCGUUCUUGUACGCGAAUCCUGGCGCGUUCAAUGACAUCACGACCGGCAGCAAUCCAGGGUGUGGCACCAAUGGUUUCCCUGCCGCGUCGGGCUGGGAUCCUGUCACCGGUCUUGGAACCCCCAACUAUCCUGCUCUGAGGGCAGCUGCGGGCCUUUAAACGAUACCAUAAUGCGUAAUGUCUUUAUUUAACUUAACGUACGAUCGUAUGGAACUUUGACGUUGUACAUAGAGAUGUAUUUUAAUCCCAAGUAACGACUGUAGUAUAUGUUUCAUUAACGCAGAUCCUACUCUUUAGAUAAUAUUUACAAAAAUCUGAGCCUUCAGCUUCAUGAGGAAAGUCAUAUUAAUAGCUAUUGAGCUCAUCACUCGGUUAGAUAUUACUUAUGUAACCUUCGCUUUGAGACAUGCUUCUACCUGCUUUUGGCAACUACUAUAUGGCAUACUCAUAGCACCGACGGUCACCGGUCACUGGUCGAUAUCACUGGCAUCAUACCUCUCUCGUGGCUUACCAUACGCUUGUCGUCGUCGUCACCUAUCAGUCGCCGUACGAAGUUU
This is a messenger RNA of Phanerochaete carnosa HHB-10118-sp, 2397 nucleotides long. RefSeq lists its product as uncharacterized. The record is from RefSeq and is a predicted model, not a curated record. Gene Ontology annotation, molecular function: tripeptidyl-peptidase activity; serine-type endopeptidase activity. Bases 302 to 1999 code for a protein of 565 amino acids. Gene Ontology annotation, biological process: proteolysis. The transcript has 7 exons. Lineage: Eukaryota; Fungi; Basidiomycota; Agaricomycetes; Polyporales; Phanerochaetaceae.